AUGCGGUCCUUACCUAGAUUAAUAUUUGCGGGGAUAUUGAUUCAGUUAUCGAUUCCUAAAUCAGCUUCUACUGGAUGGAUGCAAACCACUGUGCAGUUCCUGACAAAGCUAAAUGAUGUAGCUCGGUUAGAAACGCAGUGCAGCUCGUCCUCAAAGGAAGAAAAAUUCGAUUGCUUCAUGGAGAAACUCACAGAAGACCUUCCCAUCUUUGAAGAAUUUUUAACCCAGACCAACCUAAAAGAAACAGAGCAAACUGAUUUCUCGGGCCUGAAGCAGCUCUAUACUGCAUUUGCUGACUUUACAGGAAACCGGAAGGGAUGGUCUAAGUUUGGAGAGCAAAAACCUGAAUAUCAACUGGCAAGCAGCCGUGUCAAAAAAGAUCUUAUAGAUUGUUCACAUCUUCGAAAUUUAUACGAACAAACCUUUAGACCUCUUGUGGCAAGGCUGCAAAGAGAUAUCGAUGUCCGCGAAGAAUAUCCAAAUAAUGAUCGCUCGUACAACAUGUUUUUUGAUAUUAAAGGAGCAUGCAAUCAAAUUGAAGUGCAGCCUCGAAACGUACCAACACUGUCAGUCAAAGAUGUUUGUCCAACCCGAUAUAAUUGCGCACCGUCUAUCUUUAAUUCAAGUGAUAAUGCUUGCGGCCAAAACAAAUCGGAAUGUGACAUCAACAAAGCCAUUCCACUUAUGAUUGGCGUAUUCUUCUAUAAAGUCAGCUUUGCGGUCUUAAAUAGAUUUUGCAGGGAAAACUGUACUGAUGGUGGCUGCAAAUUGACGAGAGAAGACUUCUCCAGCAUUGCCAAGCAGGUGGAGUUGAUGAAAACGUUUAGAAGUUUGCCCCCAGAAGACCCGUUCGCGUCCAAUCAAUUUUUUCAAACAGCUAUUUCAAAGAAGGCCUACUACGAAAUAGCGGCUGCCAUGGAGAUCAUAGGCAAAAACGAGCAGCAUUUCAAAAAAAUUGAACUGAAUAUUGCCAGCUUCGCUUGUGAAGAAAAUAUAUCUCAGCCCGCUUGUCACGUGGCAAGAGUAUAUCCACAUUAUCUGCUGUUGAAGAAGAUGAAGGAAAAAAGGCUUGAUCCGGGACACACUGGGGAUACAAGGGAUCUAACUCUUUAUCAGAAUGUAGACCAUGCUAAAAUAAUUGAACUAAAAAAAGAAACUAUUAAACAUAACGAGGUGCUGUCCGCCGUUAACCAGCUUAAUAAAAACCUGGAAACACAAGUCCGAGGAAUUGCUUCUUAUUUUAAAGGAGUUGCUAGCUUCGAUCAAGAUAUAGCAGACGCGGAUGUGAUAUUCAUAAGAGACAAACUUGAAGAUUUUGAUGGGGAGUAUAAAAGACUUAAGAGAAAGGUGAACAGUGAUAUGAGGGACAUCAAGAAUCUCACGCUGGCCCUUGCGAUUGCUGAGCUGGUGGAGAAUACAGUAGCUCUCGUAGCAAAAAUGGCAGAAGAGUCAAACCCCAUAGCCGCGAUAUUCACUGGUGUAGACUCCAAGGGUAUACGUGACGCAGCAAAAGAUGUUGCCAACGCAGCAGCAAACGUGAGGACAGCGGAAGCACUUGCUUCAGCCAUGGAAGGACUCGCGAAUGAUACCGAAGAGAUUGGAACUUGCUUGCAUAACAAUCAAAACUAA
Porites lobata is the source of this 1629-nucleotide messenger RNA. The record is from the annotation of a GenBank genome assembly. NCBI's taxonomy places the organism in Eukaryota, Metazoa, Cnidaria, Anthozoa, Scleractinia, Poritidae.